Messenger RNA from Vigna radiata var. radiata (mung bean), 1558 nucleotides. RefSeq lists its product as uncharacterized. Lineage: Eukaryota; Viridiplantae; Streptophyta; Magnoliopsida; Fabales; Fabaceae. The transcript has a single exon. The record is from RefSeq and is a predicted model, not a curated record. The coding region runs from base 17 to 1393 and encodes 458 amino acids.
AGUGCUCAUCUGCAUCAUGGCUACCCAUGGCUUUCGUCGCAUUUCCGAAUGCUUCGUCCAGCCACACCGCCCCACUGAAAUGUCAAACCAAAUAUGCCAUUUAACACCUUGGGAUAUUGCAAUGUUGAGUAGCCACUAUAUCCAGAAGGGUCUACUUUUCAAGAAGCCUUCAACACUUGUUCAACCAGAUCAUUUCACAGACAAACUGUUGGAGAAACUCAGACACUCUCUUUCUCUCACCCUCUCCCAUUUCUAUCCAUUAGCGGGCCGUUUCGUCACCCACAAAACGCAAGACCCUCCCUUUUAUGUUGUUUUCAUUGAUUGCAAAAACAGUGAUGGAGCGAAAUUCAUCUAUGCAACCUUGGACAUGACCAUAUCUGACAUACUCUCUCCCAUUGACGUCCCACCCAUUGUUCACUCAUUCUUUGACCAUCACAAAGCAGUCAACCAUGAUGGUCACACCAUGCCAUUGUUGUCCAUCCAAGUCACUGAACUAGUGGAUGGUGUUUUCAUAGGUUGUUCCAUGAACCAUGCUGUUGGUGAUGGAACUUCUUACUGGAAUUUCUUCAAUACAUGGUCUCAGAUCUUUCAAGCUCAUGAUCAAGGACAUGAAUACGAAGUUUCCAUUUCACAGCAACUCAUUCACAAUAGAUGGUUUCCGAAUGAUUGCAGCCCACCAAUCAAUCUUCCUUUCAAACAUCCCGACGAGUUUAUCAGCAGAUUUGAAGCGCCCUUUCUGAGAGAGAGAGUCUUCCACUUUUCGGUGGACUCUAUUGCGAAACUGAAAGCAAAAGCCAACUCAGAGUGCAAUACGACAAAAAUCUCUUCAUUCCAGUCAUUAUCAGCACUUGUUUGGAGAAGCAUAACUCGAGCCCGCUCCCCACCAUACGAGCAAAGAACAAGUUGCAAGUUGGCCAUAAACAAUCGACCAAGAAUGGGAGCGGUGCCUGAGGAAUACUUUGGAAACUCAAUUUAUGUGGUGAGUGCAGAAACAACGACAGGGGAAUUGGUAGAAAAUGGUAUAGGAUGGGCAGCGUGGAAGUUGCACUUGACUGUUGCAAAGCAUAAUGAGAGAGUGGUACUGGAAUUGCUGAAAAAGUGGUUAGAAUGUCCAUUGAUAUAUGACCUUGGUAGUUUCUUUGACCCCUACUGCGUGAUGAUGGGUAGCUCGCCCAGGUUUAGCGUGUAUGGAAAUGAAUUUGGAAUGGGAAAAGCAGUGGCCGCUAGAAGUGGGUAUGCUAACAAGUAUGAUGGGAAAGUGACAUCAUAUCCAGGUCGUGAAGGAGGGGGGAGCAUUGAUUUGGAAGUUUGCCUUUCGCCAGAUAAUAUGAGAGCGCUCGAAUCAGAUCAAGAGUUCAUGGAUGCAACAUCUCACUCCAGUCUCUUCUACUAGUUCACUAUGUUUUGUUUUGUUUCCUUUUUUUCUUUUUCUUUUUUUAUUUGAUCAGCUCACUACCUGUUUUGUGCUUGAAUGUGUUGAAGAUGCCAUCCUCAAAAUAAGAUAAUUUGUACUUUGCUGCAAGUCUUUCACUUUGAAGAAAUAUCAUUCAGACCGAGG